Molecule: messenger RNA, 1938 nt
Organism: Zea mays
Lineage: Eukaryota; Viridiplantae; Streptophyta; Magnoliopsida; Poales; Poaceae
Product: Pleckstrin homology (PH) domain superfamily protein
Exons: 10
Coding region: 322-1632 (436 amino acids)
Biological process (GO): intracellular transport
Source: RefSeq, a predicted model, not a curated record
CAUAUUCGAUUGCCUUUCUUGCCCUACGCCGCCAGCUUCCCACGGAGCCACCACCCUCCACUUCUCACCACUGCCGUCUCCUUCCCAAACUCGGCUGCCGUCUCCUUUGAUUCCACGGCCUGCCACGCAGCAGCAGCAAAACUCCUAGUCAACCCUUCAACUCGCCUACUACUCCUACUAGCUCCUUCUUUUCUUCGAUCUCCGCAAUCUACAGCUUUGCUUCUCCCGGCUCGAGCGGCUAGGGUUUCGGGAGUGCGCGGUGAGACGGCAUGACAACGCGGGGAGCUAAGCGCGCGGCCACCUCCGACCCCGCCGCACCCGAUGGCGGAGUCUUCCCAUCAGCAUGUGAUGGCAGGACCCGCUAGUUUAGAUCCUCGGCGGGCGGAGGCUGCUAGCAAACAUGUGAGGGCACUUAAUACCCAGUUUGCAAGCUGGGUUCAAUUGCAGCUGCAAAAUCAUCCAGCUGAACUUUGGGAGGACGGCCUUAAGGAUUACAUAUCACAUGCUUCUGAAAUCAUGGAAAAAUUCAAGGAUGUUGUCAACUGGCUAAGGCAAAAUCAAGCAGGUUCAAUAGUUGUUUCAUCCCCAAGCUCACUGAAGGAUGAUAAGUCCAAUCUGCCAGCAGCAGAUGAUAGCAAGCUCUUAGUACAGCCAAGUUCAGAUAACAAACAGAAGGCUCCAAUUAUGGCUUCUAGUUCUUCAUCUUUUCAGAACUCAAGCUUACCGAACCUUUUUUCAUCGCCUUCUCAGCAAAAAACACCAGAUUACAGUGGUAUGUUUGCUGACAAGAAGAACACGUCCAGUGAUAGCAGUAAACCAGCUUUCCAGUUUGGUGGAAAUAAUGUCAUAUUUGGUGGCAAGAAGGAUGCACCUGUUGACAGCAGUAAACCUUUCCAGUUUGGUCCGAAUAAUGGCAUAUUUGGUGACAAGAAGGAUACUCCCAGUGACAGCAGCAAACCUUUCCAUUUUGGUGCAAACAAGGGCAUAUUUGGCGACAAGAAGACGACAAGUGGUGACAGCAGUAAUCCUUUUCAGUUUGGUGCAAAUAAUGGUUUUCCAACAUCCAAUGCACCAUCUAUUUUUUCUUCAGUUGCCCAAAGUUUUAACCCACAGAGUCCACCUCUGUUUUCAAUGAAUCAACAAUCAGUCCUCCCAGGAAACCAAAAUACUUCUGAAGCUUCAGCUGACGCAGAUGAAGAUGCUGAACCUGAGAAGCCAAGCAGCCCUUCUGUAAAGAAGGCAGAAGAGAAGGGGGUAGUUGUCGUUCAUGAAACCAAAUGCAAGGUGUAUGUCAAGCAUGAUGAUGCCACUAAGGGUUGGAAAGACAUUGGUGUUGGUCAGCUCUCUAUCAGAAGUAAAGAAGGCACAGAGAAAGCUUCCAAAGAAUCCACUCCUACCAUUGUUAUAAGAAACGAUGUUGGUAAAAUCCUCCUGAAUGCUCUGAUCUACAAGGGGAUAAAAAUGAACCUUCAGAAGAAUACGGUUGCUUCGAUAUUUCAUACUUCAGAUGCACAAUCAAGUGAAUCAGCUGGUGACACAGUUGUAGCUCGAACAUACCUGUUCCGAUUGAAAAAUGUAGAGGAGGCUACAAAACUAUCGACAGCAAUCAAGGAGAAUGCGCCCUCAGACUAGUUCUUACGGCAUGGAUUAUCAUCUCGAAUCUCCGCUUUUGGCACGAGCUGUAAGAUCUGAAGGGGACACCACCGAUGGCCACUGCGGCAGGCUAAAAGAUGCCUUGCAGAGUUUCUUUAUUUUUUUUUGUUCUCCUAGCUGCAUCAAGAUAUCUUGCUUGUAACUUGUAAGGCUGACUGGCUGGUUAUGUAUUAGUACUUUCAUGUACCAUCUUUUGCAUUGACAAGAUUAUUGAGCAUGCUUGCAGCCCAUCAUGUCACCGCAGGCAGCAAAGCAAGUGGCAAUGGUUCAAGUCUGGGAUGCAAC